Limulus polyphemus (Atlantic horseshoe crab) is the source of this 2451-nucleotide messenger RNA. It is a transcript of the gene Pink1, whose product is annotated as serine/threonine-protein kinase PINK1, mitochondrial-like. Gene Ontology annotation, molecular function: protein serine/threonine kinase activity; ATP binding. Bases 185 to 2089 code for a protein of 634 amino acids. The record is from RefSeq and is a predicted model, not a curated record. The transcript has 9 exons. Gene Ontology annotation, cellular component: mitochondrion. NCBI's taxonomy places the organism in Eukaryota, Metazoa, Arthropoda, Merostomata, Xiphosura, Limulidae. Gene Ontology annotation, biological process: autophagy of mitochondrion; positive regulation of mitochondrial fission; regulation of apoptotic process.
AGAUACUGGAAGGAAAUCCAAGGGAAUCAUAACUACGCAGUAGAGUAUAUGGUUAGGGAGGCUAUUUGUUCGGUUACCUAAAAAUUUCGAGACGUAUUUAACAUAUUUUGAAAACAAGGUAUAGUUGCUAAUAACUAACAUUGAAAGUAUUAUGAUGCCUCCCUUUUCUUUUGGGUAAUCAAAAAUGAAAUUAUCUAAAAAUAUUUUAAGUUCUCUUUUGGCCCAGCAGGCCAGGGAUGGGAUAUAUACCCAACCUUCAUUUAGGUCUGUUGUUGAUCGAGCCUUAGCCCAAGGGCGGUUAUUACUUCGGUGUUGUAUUGGCAGAGCUAAGAGCAAGAAACUUUGUCAUACAAAUUCGCGUUCUUUAGAAACUGUAGAGAAGAGCACUUCAAAUAAAUUAGGUGUUUUGCAAAGUACCAACAGAAAUCAGUGGGAAGGUCUUUGGACAAAGUAUUUUAAAUGUGAAGGGUUUGUAAAGCGCUUUCUUAAUAAUUGUGUAUCAAACUCACUCGCUGCUCAGUUACGAAGAAAUGCAGCAAGAUGGCAGAUGUCUCAAGGAAGAGAUGCUGUUCCACUUAUUGCAUUUGUGGGCUUGGGACUUGUUAAAGGUCCAACCCUUCUUUCAAAAAAGGAGGAACUAGAAAGUGUAUGCUGGGAAAUAAGGGAUGUCUUCUCUCAGUUUCCUUGUACAGUUACGAACAGGGAGGUUGAUGUUGAACUGCCUGAUACCACUGUUGAAAACCUCAAGAUUGGGAAUGUGAUAGCAAAGGGCUGUAAUGCAGUAGUUUACAGUGCUGAUUGGAAAAGUGAAACAACAAGUGGUAAUCGUAUGGAGUUUACUGAUUGUGAACUUGGUUCCUCACCAGAGACAGGAACUAAAAUCAGCUGUGAAAAACUUAGUGAAGAGUCUGUUUAUGUUGAUGAAGCUGUUCAUCCAACUAGUAACCUCACAUCGUUGAUACCAGAGGGAAACUUUGAAGAGUUUAAGUUGGCUGUUAAAAUGAUGUUCAAUUAUGAUGCAGAAUCUAAUGCUGGUGCUAUACUGAAUGCCAUGUACAAGGAGAGUCUUCCAGCGUGGGUGGGCUUCGUGGGCAAGAAGUCGUUCUCGAGAAGUAGAAAGAGCACUAAAAAGAGACUUUUACCUCACCCGAAUAUUGUUGAAAUGUACUUGGCUUUUGCCGACUGGGUCCCACUGAUGCCUCAGGCUAAGUUACUUUAUCCGCAUGCACUCCCGGUACGUCUUAACAGCGAAGGAUAUGGUCGAAACAUGACUUUGUUCUUGGUGAUGAAGCGAUAUCAUUGUUCGUUGCGAAACUUGUUAAAAGCAAAAAACUUGGAUUAUCGUACUUCCCUCAUGAUUUUCACCCAAAUAUUGGAAGGUGUCACCCACCUUCUUCGACAUGAGGUGGCCCAUCGCGAUCUGAAGUCCGACAAUAUUUUAGUGGAUUUAUCCCAUGGUUUUUCUCAACCACUUGUGGCAAUCACUGAUUUUGGAUGCUGUUUAACUGAUGGUUUGAAACUUCCCUUACCUACAGAAGAUAUUUGUCGUGGAGGAAACCUUGCUCUCAUGGCACCAGAGGUGUUAACAGCAGAACCUGGCCCGUUUUCUUCGAUCAACUUCUCCAAGUCGGAUAUUUGGACGGUUGGAACUCUAGCCUAUGAAAUUUUUGGGAAAAAAAAUCCGUUUUAUCCCGAUAGUCCAGUUUAUCUUGACAGCUAUACUUACACGGAUGAGCAGUUGCCUCCCUUGCCUUCUGAAGUACAUGUGGUUUUACAGAAACUUGUUAAAGAUCUCCUGAAGCGCGAUCCGGACAAGCGUCCAAGUCCUAGUUUUGCAGCCACUGUUUGUCAAUUGCUGCUUCUAGCUCCGACCCACUGGUUUAGUACUCCUCCCAGUCACCAGGUUGUUCUGAACUGGUUGGUAUCAUUAGCAGGCUUCACUGUGUGUCAGAGCAGAGUUAUUAAGGAUCACCGGUUAUUGAGGGUCAACCCAGUUGAGUGGACACUUCAGGCUACCUUCUUGUCCAGAGUUCAUCUGGAGGAAGUGAUGCGGGCUCUUAAGUAUAUUUCAAAACUGUGUGAGGAAUAAUUACAAUUUUGUUUCUUAUUUUUUUAAGCUGCUUACGUACUGAAUCUAGUAGCUGUAAAACAACGCAUCGGUUGAUAUUGACUGUAUUUGGGAAAACAAUUGUUUACUUAAAAUGUAAUUUAUAUAUGCAAAUUGUACAAACAUCAUUUUUUUUUCUUACACUAGAGUCAGGUGUAGUAAACUGUUAAUUAUAACAAGUCUAUGUAUUGAGUAUUGGUGUUGUUUUCAAGAUUAAUAAAAUUUGACAGAGAACUGAAAAUUUUAAGUUUUUUAAUGUUGCAUAAACAUGUAUGUUUUAAAGAAUAGAAUUUUAAGUUAACACUAAUGUUACAGGAUUGGAAUAAAGAUACGGCAUAAUUUUA